AUGGUUCCCACCGGUGAGAACAUUAACAGUUCCUCCUUGAUGGAAAGCUGUCCCAACUGCAGCUCCUCCGCCUACCCCAGCGUGAACGUCAUCAAAGCCGUGACAUUAGGAGUGGUACUCGGGGUGAUUAUCAUCUUCGGGAUACUUGGUAACAUCCUGGUUAUCUUGUCUGUGGUCUGCCACCGCCACCUGCGCUCCGUGACACAUUAUUUCAUUGUCAACUUGGCGGCGGCCGACUUGCUCCUGACCUCUGCCGUACUGCCCUUUUCUGCUACCUUCGAGGUGCUUGGAAGAUGGGUGUUCGGGCGCACCUUCUGCAAUGCCUGGGCCGCGUUAGACGUCCUCUGCUGCACGGCCUCCAUCCUUACAUUGUGUGUUAUCUCCGUUGACCGAUGCCUGGCCGUCACUUACCCUCUUCGCUACACAUCCAUGGCCACAGAGCGACGUGGCAUGGUCACACUGGUCUCCCUCUGGAUACUCUCGGCAGUCAUUUCGGUGGGCCCUCUGUUCGGCUGGAAGGAGCCGGACCCAGAAGACGAGACGGUGUGCCGUAUCACGGAGGAGCCCGGCUAUGCCCUGUUCUCAGCAUUCGGAUCUUUCUACAUACCUCUGGCUGUCAUCCUGUUCAUGUACUGCCGCGUGUAUGUGGUUGCAAAGAGGAAAAUGCGAGGCCUAAGCGAAGGCAAGAACAAAGAAGGGCUGGAGAGUGAAGGGGUGAUGCUGAGGAUACACCGUGGCAACGCGGCGGUGGCAGACAAACAGGACGACGCGGGUGAAGACAAAGUCAUGAGGAGCCGACGCACCAUGUUGAUGACGCUGCUGAAGAUUUCCAAAGAGAAGAAGGCAGCCAAGACCCUGGGCAUUGUUGUAGGCUGCUUUGUCCUCUGCUGGCUGCCCUUUUUCCUGGUCUUACCUAUCGGAUCUAUCUUCCCAUCCUGCAAACCCUCUGAGACUGUCUUCAAGAUAACCUUCUGGCUGGGUUACUUCAAUAGCUGCAUCAAUCCCAUCAUCUACCCAUGUUUCAGCCAGGAGUUCAAAAAGGCUUUCCAAAAUGUUAUCUGUGGUCGAUGCCUUAAAUGCAGGCAGCCACCCAAAAGCCCCAGCAGUUCCCAUUCAGUGAGUUCAGUGAUCAAGCGAGGAUCCCCUUCGACACCCCAUAAACCCUCGACUCUCUCUACCCGCUCUCACAUUACUGCCUGCUGCUGCUGCAGCUGCAGCAAUCUUUCUGUGUCCUCAUCCUCUCUUGGUCCUCCAGAUCAUGCCCAAAAUACCCGGUUCCAGAGUAAAAGCCUGCUGAAGGCAUGGUGUUUCACAAAAAGGGACACUUCGCUGCCACAGGAACGCACAGGUCAUGACACGCCAAAGAUCCUACACCUUUCGCUCGGAGUCAAAGGGGAGGUUGUAUGA
Molecule: messenger RNA, 1407 nt
Organism: Lampris incognitus (smalleye Pacific opah)
Lineage: Eukaryota; Metazoa; Chordata; Actinopteri; Lampriformes; Lampridae
Product: alpha-1A adrenergic receptor-like
Exons: 2
Coding region: 1-1407 (468 amino acids)
Biological process (GO): cell-cell signaling; positive regulation of cytosolic calcium ion concentration; adenylate cyclase-activating adrenergic receptor signaling pathway
Cellular component (GO): membrane
Molecular function (GO): alpha1-adrenergic receptor activity
Source: RefSeq, a predicted model, not a curated record